Cervus elaphus (red deer) is the source of this 2317-nucleotide messenger RNA. Its product is annotated as antigen-presenting glycoprotein CD1d-like. Gene Ontology annotation, biological process: antigen processing and presentation, endogenous lipid antigen via MHC class Ib; antigen processing and presentation, exogenous lipid antigen via MHC class Ib; immune response. The coding region runs from base 66 to 1322 and encodes 418 amino acids. Lineage: Eukaryota; Metazoa; Chordata; Mammalia; Artiodactyla; Cervidae. Gene Ontology annotation, molecular function: endogenous lipid antigen binding; exogenous lipid antigen binding; lipopeptide binding. The transcript is spliced from 5 exons. Gene Ontology annotation, cellular component: external side of plasma membrane. The record is from RefSeq and is a predicted model, not a curated record.
AGACGCGGGGUGCUUGCUGUCUCUGUUCUUCUGGGGGCUUCCCCAGAUUUGGGGGAGUUUUGAGGAUGGGUGGAACCGGGGCUCCCGGGCAGAGGGCGGCGAGAGGGAGGCGAGCGGGGAAAGCGGCCGACGCUCGCGGCGGGCGGGCGCAGACUGAUACACCUCGGGAAGCCGGGAGCUUGACCCACCAGCCCGAGAACCUGCUACCCCCUGCGUCCAGCUGCUUGGCCCCUGGAGACCGAGCUCGAUUCAGAGCCAGCAGACAUCACCCUUUCUUCCCAAACCUAGCUGUUUGUUUGUUUCUGUUGCUCUUCCUUCUCCCUUCUGUGCUCUCCCUCCCGUGCCCCCGGUUCCUCCGAUCUGUAUUGUCUCCAGAGCCGCAAACGUCUUACUCCUUCCGCGGCCUCCAGAUCUCCUCCUUUGCCAACCGCAGCUGGACGCGCACUGACUUCCUCGCGUGGCUGGGGGAGCUGCAGCUCUAUACUUGGCGCAAUGAGUCGGACACCGUCGGCUUCCUGAAGCCUUGGUCUCAGGGCACAUUCAGCGAGCAGCAUUGGGAGCAGCUGCAGCAUACGUUUCAGGUUUAUCGCAGAAGCUUCACCAGGGACGUCUGGGAAUUCGUCAAAAUUCCCAGCGACUAUCCUCUUGAGAUCCAGAUAUCUUUAGGAUGUGAGUUACUUCCGAGGAACACCUCCAAAAGCUACUUACGUGCAGCAUCUCAAGGAAAGGAUGUCCUGAGUUUCCAAGGAAUGUCUUGGGUGCCAGCCCCAGAUGCCCCCCCUUGGCUCCAGGAGUUCUGCAAGGUGCUCAAUCGGGACCAAGGGACCAAGGAAACAGUGCACUGGCUCCUCCAUGACGUCUGGCCCGAAUUGGUCAGAGGCCUGUUGCAGACGGGGAAGUCCGAGCUGGAGAAGCAAGUGAAGCCGGAGGCCUGGCUAUCCAGUGGGACCCCUCCCCGGCCUGGCCGCCUGCGGCUGGUCUGCCACGUCUCAGGAUUCUACCCAAAACCCGUGCGGGUGACGUGGGUGAGGGGCGAGCAGGAGGAGCCUGGCACUCAGCAAGGAGACGUCAUGCCCAACGCUGACUCGACUUGGUAUCUGCGAGUAACCCUGGAUGUGGAGGCUGCGGAGGCGGCUGGCCUGAGCUGCCGAGUGAAGCACAGCAGCCUGGGAGACCAGGACAUCAUCCUGUACUGGGAUGGGAACCCUGCCUCCACGGGCUUGAUUGUCGUCCUGGUAAUACUGGUGGUGUUUGUCCUUCUGGUUGUUGGAGGUUUCGUCUUCUGGUUUAGGAAGUACCGCCGCUAUCAGGAUAUCCCGUGACUCUCCUCCCCACACCUAUCUGUCUGGACUUCAGGAUCUCUGGGCUUUAGCCCUCAGAAUUUGAAGGUGAAAGAUCUACCUUGAAGAAGCAGAGAGAGAAACCUUUGCAAUAUUUGGGGUGUUGUUCAGUUGCUCAGUUGUGUCUGAUUCUUUGUGACCCCAUCAGUUCAGUUCAGUUGCUCGGCAUACCAGGCUUCCCUGUCCUUCUCCAUCAUCUGGAGCUUACUCAAACUCAUGUCCAUUGAGUCAGUGAUGCCAUCCAACCAUCUCCUGCUCUGUUGUCCCCUUCUCCUGACUUCAAUCUUUCCUCACAUUAGGGUUUUUUGUAAUGAGGCAGCCAAAUACUGGAGCUUCAGCUUCAGCAUCAGUUCUUCCAAUGAAUAUUUUGGGUUGAUUUCCUUUAGGAUUGAUUGGUUUGAUCUCUUUGCAGUCCAAGGGACUCUCAAGAGUCUUUUCCACCACCACCGUUCAAAAACAUCAAUUCUUCGGCACUUACCGUUCUUUAAGGUCCAACUCUCACAUCCACACAUAACUACUGGAAAAACCAUAGCUUUGACUAGAUGGAUCUCUGCUGGCCAAGUACCGUCUUUACUUUUUAAUAUGCUCUCUAGGUUUGUCAUAGCUUUCCUUCCAAAGAGCCAGCAUCUUGAUUUCAUGGCUGCAGUCACCAUCUGUAGUGAUUUUGUGUGGGAACCAUGUUUUACUGAUUUCUCAGAAAUACCUCCUGGAAUUUAAUACUCAUUUUCUCUUCCUUGCUUGCUCUCCCCCACCCUUAAUUUAGACAUUCUGAGUGACACGUCAGCAUUAGCUAGAUGCUGUUCUGUACACAGAACAAACCUGCUUAUCUUCAAAGACCUUUCCUACUAGUCUUAUAUGAUUACCUCCUGACCUCCAGGAGAAAGCCUCCUUGAUCCCUGAAUUCUAGUCUCUGUCUUGCUUUCCUGCUCAUACUUAAAGAUUACAAGAUAAGUUACCAAUAAAAUAUGUGCUCAGCA